This is a messenger RNA of Cryptotermes secundus, 4501 nucleotides long. It is a transcript of the gene eIF5B, whose product is annotated as eukaryotic translation initiation factor 5B. The transcript has 23 exons. Gene Ontology annotation, molecular function: GTPase activity; GTP binding; translation initiation factor activity. The coding region runs from base 213 to 4040 and encodes 1275 amino acids. Lineage: Eukaryota; Metazoa; Arthropoda; Insecta; Blattodea; Kalotermitidae. The record is from RefSeq and is a predicted model, not a curated record.
AGGCAUUAAAAUUGAGUCGCACACAGCUGUUUGGAAGAGCAUGUUGCACGGUAGAUGUGAAAGACGAAUCUUUCUUGACACAUGAUCAAUGCCAUGUGUAAUGUUCGUGAAGUUACAAGGGAUUGUGUUGCAAAGCCGAUAUAUUUUCAUCGGAAAUUAGUAUUAUAUAAUUAUAAUCAGGUCAACGUUAUUACCACAUGUAAAUAUUCAUAAUGGGAAAAGCAAAAAAAGGACGAAAGGGCAACAAAGAGGACGACGUAGAGGAUGAAAUUAGUGUGGGUGUUCAGUCUGGUGUUGAUGAGAGCCUUCCAAGCAAGGGGAAAGACAAAAAAUUGAAGUCAAAAAAUAAAGAUGAUAGCAGUUCUAAAGGAGACAUAAUAGAAGAAGUUGAAGAUGAAGCAUCAAUAAUGAAGAAAAGAGGAAAGAAGGAGAAGAAAAAGAGAAAAGAUCUUGAUAAUACUGAAGACUUAGCCAAAGACAUCAACAAUGUGACAGUAGAACAAGAGAGAAAAGAUAAGCAGCAAAAUAAGAUAGCAACACAGAAAUUUACUGCAGAAUCAAGUGAUGAAGACCUAAGCAAUACUUGCAAGCCACCGAACAAGAAGAAAACAGGAUUUAAUGCACUUGCUGUUGAGAGUGAUAGUGAUGUGGAAGAAGACAGAUCUCAGCCAAUUAAGGGUGCAAAAUCACAUUUGUCUGGUAAGGUGAAAGGGGGCUUUGCUCUUCUUGAAGUGGAAAGUGGAGAUUCAGAUUCAACAAUGGAGGACAGGAGUAGAGAUUCAGAACGAGAAGAGAACACAAGAAAUGUUAACAAGAAAAGAAACACUAAAGUAGCCCAGUCAGUAGAUUUAGAUGAUAAUAUUAAUAAGAGGGAGGAGAAAGGUGGAAAGAAGGGAAAGAAACAAAGGAAAAAACAGCAGAAUGAUGAUGAUGAAGAGGACAUUGAAAAGGUGUUAGCUGAAUUGGAGAUGGAAUAUUCCGGUAUUAAGAAGAGUGUGGUACAGGAAGAGCUGCAAAAUGAUGGGGACAUCUCUGAGGAAAGUAGGAAAAAAGAUAAGAAAAAGAAAAAGAAGGGGGAUACAGAAAAGAGUGAAUCAUUGGCAGAGGAGAGUCAGGAAAAACCUAAAGAAAUUGUUGGUGGUGAAGAGAUUGAAGGAACAGUGAAGACUGCUGCACAAAAGAAGAAGGAAAAGAAGGAAAAGGAAAAGCAGAAGAGACUGACACAAAAGAAACAGGAGGCUGUGAAGAAAGUAGAGGGAAGUGAAACAAAAAAAGCAGAGACCAGAAGUCUGCUUUCAGUAGAGUCUGAAACAAAUGCUGCCUUGAAAGUGAUUGAAGAUAAAGAACAUGAUAUGUCAGCAGUUCCUGAAUGUGGAAAUGGUGCUGAUGACGAUGAUGAUAAGAAAAAGAAGAAAAAGAAAAAAAAGGGGGAGGAUGAAGAUAAAGGAAGGGGUCCAGGAAAGAAGACAAUUGCAGCCAUGCAAGAAGCACUUAAGAGACUGCGUGAGGAGGAAGAGAGAUUAGACCGUGAACGGAUGGAAAGAAUUAAGAAGGAGGAGGAGGCAGAGAGAGCUCGAGAAGAACAGCGUCUGUUGGAGAUAGAACGAAAAGAAAAGAAGAAACUGAAAGAAAAAGAAAGAAAAGAAAGAUUGAAAGCUGAAGGGAAACUCCUGACUGCAAAGCAGAAGGCUGACCGUGCCCGUGCUCAAGGAAUGUUAGAAGCUCUUAAAGCUCAGGGACUCGAGAUGCCUAAUGCAGGAGAAAAGAAAGCUCCUAGACCAGGCACAAGAGUACGAAUUAAAGCAAAGCAGCAGACCAGUACUGAACAGCCGCAAAAACCUGAAGAGCAGAAAGUGGAGGUUCAAAUUGUUGAUUCUCCGGCAUCAGAAAAGGAAGAAGUAGAUGAAGUGAAAGACAGUUGGGAUCAGGAGGAAGACGUGAAAGAUACAUGGGAUGCUGAGUCCUCUGGUGAAGAUGAGGAAGAAGAUCAUUCUGAUAAAUCCAAAGUAAAUGUGAAGCUAGAAGUAACAAAACAAGAGGAAGAGGAUGUGGAAGAUGAAGAAGAUGAAGAUGAAGAUGAUGAUGAUGAAGAAGGGGGUGAUGAAUCAGAAACAGAUGAUGAAUCUGAUGAAAGUAGCAGUGAGGACGAAAAUGAUAGUGAAGAUGAACACAAAACAGAUGCAGAAAGGCGAAGAGAGAGAGCACUGGCUAGGAUACAGACACGACGUGAAGAAGCAGAAAAGAACCGGUCACUUGAUGUAUUGCGAGCUGCUGUGGUGUGUGUUCUGGGUCAUGUAGAUACAGGUAAAACAAAGAUCUUAGACAAGUUGCGACGUACGAAUGUUCAAGAUGGUGAGGCUGGAGGCAUUACACAACAGAUAGGAGCAACGAAUGUUCCAAUUAGUGCAAUCAAGGAGCAAACUAAAUUUGUUAAAGGAUUUGCGGAUGCAGAACUUCGGAUACCAGGUUUACUUAUUAUUGAUACACCUGGACAUGAGUCGUUCAGCAACCUACGUAGUAGAGGUUCUUCUCUCUGUGAUAUUGCAAUUCUUGUUGUGGAUAUUAUGCAUGGAUUGGAGCCUCAGACUAUUGAAUCCUUAAAUCUUCUCAAAAGCAAGAAAACUCCAUUCAUUGUGGCCUUAAAUAAGAUAGACAGGCUUUAUGACUGGCAAACAAUGAACAGGAAAGAUAUAAGGGAUAUACUCAAGGCACAGGCUCCUAAUACACAAAUAGAAUUUGAACACAGGACUAAAGAAGUGAUUGUGCAGUUUGCCGAACAGGGAUUAAAUGCUUCUCUCUUCUAUGACAACCCUGACAUCCGCAGCUAUGUAUCCUUAGUGCCAACAAGUGCCAUAACAGGUGAAGGCAUUGGCAAUCUCCUGGCGCUGAUCGUUGACAGCUGCCAGAACAUGCUUGCCAAGCGGCUUAUGUACUCUGAAGAACUGCAGGCUACAGUAUUGGAGGUAAAAGCAAUUCCAGGUUUGGGAACAACAAUUGAUGCUAUUUUAGUCAAUGGGAGGCUCCGGGAAGGUGACACCGUAGUACUAGCAGGAACAGAUGGACCAAUCGUGACACAGAUUCGUUCACUGCUGAUGCCUCAGCCAAUGAAAGAGCUUAGAGUAAAGAAUGCAUAUGUGGAAUACAAGGAAAUUCAAGCAGCACAGGGUGUUAAAAUUGCAGGAAAGGAAUUGGAAAAAGCAAUUGCAGGCCUCAAUCUUCAGGUGGCUCAGAAGUCUGAUGAGGUCGAUAUUUUGCGUGAAGAAGUUUCUCGGGAUUUGCGGUCUGCUCUUAGCAACAUCAAACUGCAGGAGAGGGGUGUGUAUGUGCAGGCUUCAACACUUGGCUCACUAGAGGCCCUCCUUGAGUUCUUAAGGACAUCCAAAAUACCAUAUUCAAAUAUUCGUAUUGGUCCAGUUGUGAAGAAGGAUGUGAUGAAAGCUUCCACCAUGUUGGAACAUGAGAGCCAGUAUGCUACAAUUCUAGCAUUUGAUGUGAAGGUUGAGAGGGAUGCACAGGACUUGGCAGAUUCUCUGGGUGUGAAGAUAUUCCAAGCAGACAUUAUUUAUCACUUGUUCGAUAAGUUCAUGGCAUAUCGUGAAGAACUGAGGCAGAGGAAACGAGAGGAGUUCAAACAUGUAGCAGUCUUCCCAUGCAAACUUAAAAUAUUGCCACAGUUCAUCUUCAACUCUCGUGACCCAAUAGUGAUGGGAGUGAUGGUCGAGGCUGGGAUCGUUAAAGAAGGAACACCUAUUUGUGUACCAAGCAGAGAGUUCGUGGACUUGGGUGUAGUGACGAGUAUCGAAAUCAACCAUAAAACAGUGGAAAGUGCAAGAAAAGGACAGGAGGUGUGCAUUAAGAUCGAGCCCGUCUCCGGAGAAGCGCCCAAAAUGUUCGGUAGACACUUCGAUGAAAAGGACUUCCUUGUCAGUAAGAUCAGUCGCCAGUCAAUAGAUGCGUGCAAGGAUUACUUCCGGGAUGACUUGGUCAAGACAGACUGGCAGCUCAUGGUAGAGCUGAAGAAGUUGUUCCAGAUUUUGUAGCACCAACCUCGAAUAGGUUUUCCAGCCAGAUGUUUGGAUAUAUAUCUCGUCUUCUCUUUGUGUGCUACAUAACCCACCCAUCUCAUCUUCCGUGAUUUGAUCACCCUAAUAGUGUUCUGUGAUGAUUACAAAUUAAGAUUGUCCUGAAGAUAACUGUCUUCUGGGAUAUAACGCCGUGUGAUUCGUUGAACGUCAGCCCACAUUUCGGAGGAACAUAUUGCCUCCGUCUUCAGGGUGAAAGAAUAAGCCAAGAGAUGGCCCUUUUUAACUUUGAAAACGUUGUUUUACUAAGGUGCAAAUGGAAUGAAACCGUUUGUAACAGAAAAUGUAACAAUUUUCCGUAAGUAACAGAAAGUGUAACGCUUGUGCAACCUCCUUACGUAACCGCUGAUAACUCAAGACCUGUGGUGUAUAUUGUAUUGAGAGUUAUAUGUUAAUGAAAGAAUAAAGACUGAUCUAUC